CCGUCAUAGGGCCUCCCUCUAGUACAAUUCAAGACUGGCUCACCUGUAGGCAGCGUUCCAGCAGGUACUUACUUGCUCGCCAUGGGCUUAUGUACACCUGCCUACAGGGGUACUUAUACCUACCUCCUACCUACACCACCCACCCCUCCAUCCAUUUCCCCCAUCACCACCACCAUCCCUCCCGCUUCAGAUACACGCAUCCAAGCACCCGACCUGCCAUGGACGGGUAGCUUGACUCGCCGUCUUUUCCAGCUGUCGGGAUAUCUUCUCCGUGUCUAACAGCCGUAGAUCCUUCCGAGGGCCCGUCAACAUCAAUGCGGGUGUUCGUUCGAUUUGUCAUCCGAGAUCCCUUACUUACAUCCGUACCCACCGGGCCUUGCGACGACGACGUAGGCCCCAGCCUCCAUUGCCUACGACCUCGGCGCAACCCACGAUGACCAGUUUACCGUCCUUGUAGCCAUGAUGCUCAGACUGGUCCCUCGGGCUACCGCGCCCGGCUCGGCCUCUCUCUGCUGUUUGAACAGACCUCAGCUGGCCCCCUCACUCUCGCCGUCGUCGCGUAAGAGCGCCCGAGUCUUCCACACCUCCCAAUGCCUCCCGCCGCGAAGGCCCCAGCUCGGCCUUUCGCCUGACCCCGGCCGGCCGCCGAAAUGCGACCCGAAUCUGGCCCAAUUCAGCUCCCAAGCCUCGAAGAAGCCUCCCGGCGCCAGCGUUCCGAAGGACCCCCUGGCCGCGAUCGACAAGAGCGCACACGAGCAGCGGAAAGCGGACUGGGCAAUCAUGAAAGAGAUGGCCCACUACCUGUGGCCCAAGGACAGCUUGGGCACCAAGCUACGGGUGUCGUUGGCCGUCGCGCUCCUCGUCGGCGCGAAGGUGCUGAAUGUGCAAGUGCCGUUCUACUUUAAGAGCAUCGUGGAUGCUAUGAAUAUCGAUGUGGGCGCGACCGGCGGUACUGCCGUCAUGGUCGCCGGAAGUAUGAUCCUAGCGUACGGUGCGACGAGGAUAGGGGCGACCCUCUUCCAGGAAUUGCGGAAUGCCGUGUUCGCUUCGGUCGCCCAGAAGGCGAUCCGCAAGGUUGCCUGCAACGUCUUCGACCACCUCCUGCGCUUGGACCUGAACUUCCACCUCACCAAGCAGACCGGGGGCCUGACGAGGGCUAUCGACCGCGGCACCAAGGGUAUCAGCUUCCUGCUCACGAGCAUGGUCUUCCACAUAUUCCCGACCGCGCUCGAGAUCGGUAUGGUCUGUGGCAUACUGACCUGGCAGUACGGCGGGCAAUAUGCUGCCAUCACUGCCGUCACCAUGACGGGCUACACCGCAUUCACCAUCUGGACGACGGCCUGGAGAACUAGGUUUCGGAGGCAAGCCAACGCCGCCGAUAACAAGGCUUCCACGGUAGCCGUCGAUUCUCUGCUCAACUACGAGGCCGUCAAGUACUUCAACAACGAGAAGUUUGAAGUGUCUCGGUAUGACAACGCCCUGCAUGAGUAUGAGAAAAGCUCUAUUAAAGUUGCCACAUCGUUGGCCUUCCUCAACAGCGGCCAGAACAUAAUAUUCUCGAGCGCUCUCACCGCCAUGAUGUACCUCGCCGCCAAUGGCGUCGCGAGCGGCUCUUUGACGGUCGGCGACCUAGUCAUGGUGAACCAGCUGGUCUUUCAGCUUUCUGUCCCGCUCAACUUCCUAGGUUCGGUAUAUCGAGAGCUGAGGCAGUCCCUUCUUGACAUGGAGACGCUCUUCAACUUGCAAAAGGUAAAUGUCACGAUUAAGGAGCUUCCGGAUGCCAAGCAGCUCCUCCUUUCUAAGGGUGGCGAGAUCAAGUUCGAGAACGUCAACUUCAGCUAUCAUGCCGAGCGGCCCAUUCUGCGGGACCUCACGAUGACCAUUCCCGCCGGCAAGAAAGUGGCCGUCGUGGGACCUAGCGGCUGCGGAAAGUCGACGCUGUUAAGGCUUCUCUUCCGAUAUUACGACGUCGAGCAUGGCCGAAUUCUGAUCGACGACCAAGAUAUCCGCCAUGUCACCUUGGAAUCUCUGCGAAAAUCGAUCGGUGUCGUCCCGCAGGACACCCCUCUGUUCAACGACACCGUCCAGCACAACAUCAGAUACGGAGACUUAUCGGCGCCUGAAUCACGAGUCAUCGCAGCCACCAAACGUGCUCACAUCCACGACACGAUAUCCAGCUGGCCUUCCGGGUAUAAUACCAGAGUCGGCGAGAGAGGCAUGAUGAUCAGCGGAGGAGAGAAACAGCGGCUGGCGGUUUCGAGACUGCUCCUUAAAGACCCGCCGCUGCUAUUCUUUGACGAAGCGACCAGCGCCUUGGACACGCACACGGAGCAGGCGCUCAUGCAGAACAUCAACAGCAUCCUCCGAGAGAAGGCGAGGACCAGCGUCUUCGUUGCCCACCGGCUGCGGACCAUAUACGAUGCCGAUCUGAUCAUCGUACUGAAGGAGGGACGAGUGUCGGAACAGGGGACACAUAAGGAGCUCAUCGAUCGCGGUGGCCUCUACUCGGAGCUCUGGAGUGCCCAGGAAACCUUGUUUCAUUCGAAUGGAGACAAGAACGAAGAAGUUGGCGAAGAUAUAGACGAGGACGAAGCAGAAGUUGGUGGUCGUAAAACUCGUUCAUAGCCGGCGGCGGUAUUAGGGGUUGGACAGGGAUUGUUGCCGAGGACGACACUGUAACUGGCUCUCGCCCCCCGAGUGACAUCGAGAGUGCCUUGUAGGAUACGGCGUAGCCUCUAAAAAAAGAAAGGAAGCAGGCGGCCGUGCCCUAUCUUUGUGAUUGCCUAACGCGAAAACGCUCGCCACAAGUUCUCCCCCGAAGACACAGUAGAUUUCUAGCCAUAGAACCGCCGUC
Messenger RNA from Durotheca rogersii, 2854 nucleotides. RefSeq names its product P-loop containing nucleoside triphosphate hydrolase protein. Gene Ontology annotation, biological process: intracellular iron ion homeostasis; transmembrane transport. Bases 460 to 2625 code for a protein of 721 amino acids. Gene Ontology annotation, molecular function: ATP binding; ATP hydrolysis activity; ABC-type transporter activity. Gene Ontology annotation, cellular component: mitochondrial inner membrane. The record is from RefSeq and is a predicted model, not a curated record. Lineage: Eukaryota; Fungi; Ascomycota; Sordariomycetes; Xylariales; Xylariaceae. The transcript is spliced from 2 exons.